UACUAAACUCCUGUUUACUCUCUUAUUUACAGAAAAGAUGGAAGAUGAAAAAAGGAUUUUGUGUUGUGGCUUGGUGUGUCUAGAUAUCGUUACAGUAGUCAGAAAUUUCCCUGUAGAAGAUACCGAUCAAAGGAGUUUGGAUCAGUACAAGAUUCGUGGAGGAAAUGCAAGCAAUAGCUGCUCCGUUCUUGCAGAGCUAGGAUUCAAACCAACUUUCUUCGGAACCCUGGCCAGUUUAACAGACAACCCUGAGAAACCGAAUCCUGAGACGGAGUAUAUACUCCAGAAUAUGAAUGAGAUGGGUAUAGAUAUAGAAGCAUGUCCUAAAUAUCCAGGUUUCAUCUGUCCAAACUCAGUUAUCCUGCUUAACCAGUUCAAUGGAUCCAGGACAAUAGUUCAUACAAACCUAGGUUUACCGGAGUUGACCCUGGAGGAUUUUAAGAAAAUUGAUUUAACCAAAUAUUUGUGGGUUCACCUAGAGGGGAGAAACAGGGAGAACCUUCUCCAGAUCCUAGAGUUCCUAACCAACCAGGAUCAAGUUAGAUUCUCUGUAGAGGUUGAGAAGGUUGGGAGAGGUUUCGAGGAAUUUAUUCAGUUCCCUGACCUAGUUCUAAUCUCAAAGGAUGUGGCUUCGUUUCAUGGGUGUAAGAAUAAGCAGGAGGCAGUAAGAUAUUUUUAUAAUCAGAUCAAGGUAGGAGGUAAAGUAGUGGUUGCCUGGGGAGAGGACGGAGCUGCAUCUGCAACCAGAGUUGAUGAGUUAUCCGAACCCAAGAUAUUCUCCAGUCCGGCCUUUCCACCCCCAGAUGGAAUAGUGGACACAAUAGGAGCCGGGGACACGUUUAAUGCAACAAUUAUUGGUUGUAUUUCUCAGGGUUGGGAGUUAGAUAGAUGCCUUCUCUUAGCCUGUCAGGUUGCUGGGAGGAAGGUUGGUAUCAGAGGAUUCAAGGGUUUACGAGAACUCACUCCAUCCGUCCUGAGAAAUUAGAAUCCGUCCUGAGAAACUCCAAGCUUUUGUAACAUUUAGAAUUAUAAAGAAUCAUUUGAGAUGUAAUUAAUAAAUAUCAUAUUUUAUAAAAAAAUAA
Eurytemora carolleeae is the source of this 1082-nucleotide messenger RNA. RefSeq names its product ketohexokinase. The transcript is spliced from 10 exons. The record is from RefSeq and is a predicted model, not a curated record. Lineage: Eukaryota; Metazoa; Arthropoda; Copepoda; Calanoida; Temoridae. Bases 38 to 985 code for a protein of 315 amino acids.